Molecule: messenger RNA, 1362 nt
Organism: Corapipo altera (White-ruffed manakin)
Lineage: Eukaryota; Metazoa; Chordata; Aves; Passeriformes; Pipridae
Gene: TOMM20
Product: translocase of outer mitochondrial membrane 20
Exons: 6
Coding region: 454-1026 (190 amino acids)
Biological process (GO): protein targeting; tRNA import into mitochondrion; protein import into mitochondrial matrix
Cellular component (GO): mitochondrial outer membrane; mitochondrial outer membrane translocase complex
Molecular function (GO): transmembrane protein transporter activity
Source: RefSeq, a predicted model, not a curated record
AGUGGGGACAGAUGAGGAGAGGAGUGAGUGCUUCUGCUUCAUGUCACCACCCUACAGGCUGGAAACCAAGGAGCUCCAGGGGUCCAAGGGGCUGCUGAUCCCUGGGGCUCUGCUUUGUUUUCUUCCAGGAGGCUAUAGCAGGGAGAAAUGCUGGUGGAAAGCUCUGAGCUUUGCACUGCUGACUAAAAUCUUCUGCAUGUGACUCUGUCCCAUCUGCCACAAAGGACUGUUCACAUUUUCCAUUCUUGACUCUAUGUGGCUGUUCUGAACAUCGCAGGUUAUCUGUGCACAAACCAGCUGUCUUUCCUACUGCUUGGCUCUUGAUAGCUGACCAGCCUUCAUCACUGCUCAGCGCCCAUGCCAGGGUCACUAAGGCAGUUAGCACAGUGUUAAGAUACAUUUAUUUUUUCUUUUGGGAGCCCAGUAGGUAAGAGUUCGGAUUCUCCUUCUCUCAUGAGGUUACUGACUCCGCAUUGGAUCUUUAGAGGUAGGAGCACUGCAGAAGUCCUGAGUAUCCUGGAGCUCCCAUAUAGCACAGGAAAAACCUAUUAUGGGAAAGCUGCUAAUAGCAGAGGAAUGAACCCAGUUGCACAGAUGCUGCUCCACUAUGCUUCUACAACUGGAGCGGGGCCAGAACACAAGCCCAGCUCAACUUCCCUCUUCUCCCCCAAAAAGAGCCAUACGAGGACACUGAAGCUCAGUCCAGAUCUAACUUUCACAGCCAACCCCUUUCUGUGUGAUAAACUGUGCCUAUGUCAGCAGCUGGUGUGGUGCAGCAGGAAGCAGAUCCACAGAGGUGGCUGUUUUGUGCCAAGGACUUGCCACACUGGACACUCCCUCGGGUCUGAGCAGGCUGACAGUUUGGUUGUAUGGAAAGAGAGUGGCAUUAAAAUGGUGCUCUCAGACCCAGGAGAUGAGGCCAUUGUUUUACCUGAACACAUGCCAUGGGGGCACACCAUGGGUUGGGUGAGGGAUGCUGCUCUCCCAGGACCUCUUGCAACACAUUGCCUUGGAGAUGUUUCAUAAGGCAGGGACGAAUUCCCCCCCUUUGGACACGUGUUGCCUCCCACAGUGAACUAAACAUUCAUGUCAUAUCCUGUUCGAGGAGUUGUUUUAAUGGAUGCGCUGCCAACAAAGACACUUGGGUUUCGAUGGCUGAUCCUUUGCAAUUGUAACGGCAUUUAAUGAAAGGUUUUGUCUUUGGAAGGACAAAAUAUCCUUUAUCCAGCUUCAGCUUUUGAAAGAAACACCACAAAUAUUUUUGGAUUGGAUGUGAAAUGUUGUGUAAAUUCUGUAAUACCAAGGGAGAAAAUAUGUCCUUUCCUUAUUAACAAACUGUAUAUCAAAACAAGAGUGCUUAAA